Messenger RNA from Ambispora leptoticha, 1597 nucleotides. Lineage: Eukaryota; Fungi; Glomeromycota; Glomeromycetes; Archaeosporales; Ambisporaceae. The record is from the annotation of a GenBank genome assembly.
AUGGCUUGAUGAAGCAAUUGAAGUGUUUGACUUUUCUCUUGAAAAUUAUAACUUGCAAAUUGAACAAAAAACAAUUUAUGUGCUCAUAGACCAUCUUCUCAAUCAUCAGUUCGCAAUCAUGCGGCAGGAGGCACUAAAUAAUCAGAAAGGUGAGGAUCCAAAAUAUUUAAUGCGAGAGAAGGAAAAACCCAGUAAAAAUGUAUUUAAACAUAUUUUUAUGGUAUGGAAUAAAAUACGUAAAAGUGGGGUUGAGCCUGAUGCAUCGAGCUAUGGACGCAUGUUGUUUGGCAUUGCUUGGAAAGAUCCUUUUCAUGCCAAAUACAUUCUAUUGAAUAUGAUAGCGGCUGGUCAUAAACCGAUACAAAGAGAUCUCGACAGAGUUAUUAAUAAUCUUAUAGGCUCGGGAUCCUUCCUAGAUUACAAAGACGUUUUGGAAGCGGUAAAGAGUGUCAAUAUGCUUCCUUCUGCGAAAGUUUUGGGCAACCUUGUUCACGAAUCAACAAGAUUCAAAAAACUUGAAUUUCUCAACUUGUUUUAUAAGGAAAUGGUGAAAUCGGAAUCUUAUCCAAUUGAUCCUGCUUCUGAAAGUUAUCUCGACCUUAUCAAUGAAUCAAUCGCCAAGGAUCAAAUUCAUCAGGCACUAAAUUUAUAUAAUAUAAUGAGGAGCGAAGGAUUAUGUCCCCACCCUGUUGUUACUCUUACUGUGUUUGAAGGCUUAUAUACCAAGAAAAGUAUGCUUGUAGCUGCAAGAGAACUUGCUGAAACGUUCCCACGAAGUAAUAUGCCUAAAUUACCAGAAAUAUUACAUUACAUCGUAGCAGGGUUUGUCUGGCAUGGUAAAAGAUAUGUAGCCUAUCGAAUGACUAAAUUAUUUCUGCAGCAAAAGAUAAUGCCCUUGAGAUACACAAUAGACGUAAUAGGAAAUGCUUAUCUAGACCGAAAUAUGCCAUAUCGUGCCGAGCCUUACUUUGCAUCUUUGCUCCGUGCUAAAAAUCAAGAGCCACAAGCUGAACAAAUUGCCAGACUCAUGACCAGUCUAUAUCAUCGCAAAGAUUACAUACGCUUGACUCGCUGGCUUCCAAGAUUAGAAGCAAUUCCAGGCGUAAGAGAGAAUGCUGUGUCAAUGUUAGCCCUUUUGCUGGGACAUACGUUAGUUGGAACGAGUGAGGAUAUAAUGAAAGCGUGGAACGAUCUAAUAUAUCUACCAUGCCCAAAUAAGAAAUUAAGAGUAGCUGUCGUCGCUAUUUGUAAUGGACUUUCUCGACUCGAUGAUUUAGAUGCGCUUAAAAAGCAAUGGGAUAUCUUUAGGAAAUCUCAAACACUUCGAUUAGACGAGCAGCAAUAUAGGCAUUAUAUUUCGAUUUUGUGUGAUGAAUUUAACGAUCCGGAUGAAGCGAUGCGAGUAUUAGUGGAACAUAUGUCAGAAAAGAAUGUUCCCCCAGCAGAAGAAACAAUCCAAGUUAUUGCGCUAAAUUUGAAAAAUGACGGACGACCUCAUAGAGAGAUUUUGGAAAUAAUGGAACCCGUGAGAGAGGCGUGGCCUCUUGAGUAUAAUAAGUGGUUAAAUUGGCAAAUAACUCAUUUAGACAAAUUAUAA